AUGACUGGUAAUCGCUUUACAUGGGAAAAAUGCCGAGGAACCGAUGCAUGGGUUGAAGAAAGGUUGGAUAGAGUGGUUGCAAACUUGGAUUGGACUGACUUAUACAGUGAGGCAUCUGUUCUCAAUAUUCUGACUGCAACUUCCAAUCAUUGUGCUACUUUUCUAAAUCCCGUCCUGAAUCGGCUUCGUGCAUCUAAGAGAACAUUCAAGUUCGAAUCUGCAUGGCUGAGUGAGGAAGGUUGUAAGAACAUUGUUGACUCAUCUUGGCAGCAAUCAGUGAGCUUACAUUUCCAACAACAUAUAACCCUUUGUGGUCAAAACUUGUGGAAUUGGGGUGGGGAUUAUUUUAGACAGUUGGGUAGCCGUAUACAACACCUGAACCAUUUAUUGAAAGUAUUAAACAAAAGUAGAAGGCCAUCGGUUGUGUCACAGUUCUUGCAAGCAGAGAAUGAAUUUGAUGGGUUACUGAGGCAAGAGGAGAUUUUCUGGAAACAAAGAUCCAAGCAAUUGUGGCUAAAACAUGGUGAUUAUAACACUAAAUUUUUCACCAUUUUGCAUCCGUUUGACAUCAUUCAGCCUCGAGUAACUGAGAGUAUGAAUACACAGUUGCUAGAACCUUUUACUAUUGACGAGGUCAAAGCAACUCUUUUUGAUAUGGCUCCUGAGAAAGCGCCUGGUCUUGCCUCCUUCUUUCUUUCAACAUUUCUGGCCAGUUGUGGGACAUGGCCUAUAUAUGUUUAUCUUAAAUUGCCUAAAUACUUGUACAUUUCUUGA
This is a messenger RNA of Ipomoea triloba (trilobed morning glory), 774 nucleotides long. RefSeq lists its product as uncharacterized. The transcript is spliced from 2 exons. The coding region runs from base 1 to 774 and encodes 257 amino acids. The record is from RefSeq and is a predicted model, not a curated record. NCBI's taxonomy places the organism in Eukaryota, Viridiplantae, Streptophyta, Magnoliopsida, Solanales, Convolvulaceae.